Closterium sp. NIES-65 is the source of this 8658-nucleotide messenger RNA. The record is from the annotation of a GenBank genome assembly. NCBI's taxonomy places the organism in Eukaryota, Viridiplantae, Streptophyta, Zygnematophyceae, Desmidiales, Closteriaceae.
AUGGACGUGGACAUGGACGUGGACGUGGACGUGGACGUGGACAUGGACGUGGACGUGGACGUGGACAUGGACGUGGACAUGGACGUGGACGUGGACGUGGACAUGGACGUGGACGUGGACGUGGACGUGGACGUGGACGUGGACGUGGACAAAAAAAUGAACGUGGACGUGGACGUGGACGUGCACAUGGAAAUGGACGUAGACAUGGACGUGGACGUCGACGUGAACGUGGACGUGGACGUGGACGUGGACAUGGACGUGGACGUGGACGUGAACGUGGACGUGGUCGUGGUCGUGGACGUGGACGUGGACGUGGGCGUGGUCAUGGACGUGGACGUGGACAUGGACGUGGUCGUGGUCGUCGACAUGGACGUGGACGUGGUCGUGGACCUGGACGUGGACGUGGACGUGGAGGACGUGGACGUGGAGGACGUGGACGUGGACGUGGAGGACGUGGACGAGGACGUGGAGGACGUGGACGUGGACGUAGACGUGGACGUGGACGUGGAAGUGGACGUGGAGGUGGACGUGGACGUGGACGUGGACCUGGACGUGGACCUGGACGUGGACGUGGACGAGGACGUAGACAUGGACGUGGACGUGGACGUGGACGUGGACGUGGACAUGGACGUGGACGUGGACGUGGACGUGCACAUGGACAUGGACGUGGACGUGGACGUAGACGUGGACGUGGACGUGGACGUAGAAAUGGACGUGGACGUGGACGUGGACGUGGAGGUGGACGUGGACGUGGACGUAGACAUGGACGUGGACGUGGACGUGGACGUGGACGUGGACGUAGAAAUGGACGUGGACGUGGACGUGGACGUGGACGUGCACGUGGACAUGGACGUGGACGUGGACGUGGUUGUGGACGUGGACGUGGACGUGGACGUGAACGUGGACGUGGUCGUGGUCGUGGACGUGGACGUGGACGUGGACGUGGUCAUGGACGUGGACGUGGACAUGGACGUGGUCGUGGUCGUGGACGUGGACGUGCUCGUGGACGUGGACGUGGAGGACGUGGACGUGGAGGACGUGGACAUGGACGUGGAGGACGUGGACGAGGACGUGGAGGACGUGGACGUGGACGUGGACGUGGACGUGGAAGUGGACGUGGACGUGGACGUGGACCUGGACGUGGACCUGGACGUGGACGUGGACGUGGACGUGGACGUGGAAGUGGACGUGGACCUGGACAUGGACCUGGACGUAGACAUGGACGUGGACAUGGACGUGGACAUGGACGUGGACGUGGACGUGGACGUGGACGUAGACAUGGACGUGGACGUGGACGUGGACGUGCACAUGGAUAUGGACGUGGACGUGGACGUGGACAUGGACGUGGACAUGGACAUGGACGUGGACGUGGACGUGGACGUGGACGAGGACGUAGAAAUGGACGUGGACGUGGACGUGGACGUGGACGUGGACGUGGACCUGGACGUGGACAUGGACGUGGACGUGGACGUGGACGUGGACGUGGACGUGGACGUGGACAUGGGCGUGGACGUGGACGUGGACGUGGACGUGGACGUGGACGUGGACCUGGACGUAGACGUGGACAUGGACGUGGACGUGGACGUGGACUUGGACGUGGACGACAUGGACGUGGACGUGGACAUGGACGUGGACGUGGACGUGGACGUGGACGUGGACAUGGACGUGGACGUGGACAUGGACGUGGACAUGGACGUGGACAUGGACGUGGACAUGGACGUGGACGUGGACGUGGACGUGGACAUGGACGUGGACGUGGACGUGGACGUGGACGUGGAUGUGGAGGAGGACGUGGACCUGGACGUAGACGUGGACGUGGACGUGCACAUGGAAAUGGACGUAGUCAUGGACGUGGACGUGGACUUGAACGUGGACGUGGACGUGGACGUGGACAUGGACGUGGACGUGGUCGUGGACAUGGACGUGGACAUGGACGUGGACGUGGACGUGGAGGACGUGGACGAGGACGUGGACGUAGAAAUGGACGUGGACGUGGACGUGGAUGUGGACGUGGACGUGGAAGUGGACGUGGACGUGGACGUGGACGUGGACGUGGAGGUGGACGAGGACUUGGACGUGGACGUGGACGAGGACGUGGACGUGGACCUGGACGAGGACGUGGACAUGGACGUGGACGUGGACGUGGACGUGGACGUGGACAUGGACGUGGACGUGGACGUGGUCGUGGACGUGGACGUGGACGUGGAGGACGUGGACGAGGACGUGGAGGACGUGGACGUGGAGGACGUGGACGAGGACGUGGAGGACGUGGACGUGGACGUGGAGGACGAGGACGUGGACGUGGAAGUGGACGUGGACGUGGACGUGGACCUGGACGUGGAGGUGGACGUGGACGUGGACGUGGACCUGGACGAGGACCUGGACGUGGACCUGGACGUGGACGUGGACGUAGACGUGGACGUGGACGUGGACAAAUGGACGUGGACGUGGACGUGGACGUGGACGUGGACGUGGACAUGGACGUGGACGUGGACGCUGGACGUGGACGUGGACGUGGACGUAGAAAUGAACGUGGACGUGGACGUGGACGUGGACAUGCACGUGCACGUGGACGUGGACGUGGACGUGGACGUGGACCUGGACGUGGACCUGGACCUGGACGUGGACGUGGACGCGGACGUGGACGUGGACGUGGACGCGGACGCGGACGCGGACGUGGACGCGGACGCGGACGUGGACGCGGACGUGGACGUGGACGUGGACGCGGACGCGGACGUGGACGUGGACGCGGACGCGGACGCGGACGUGGACGCGGACGUGGACGUCGACUUGGACGUGGACGUGGACGUGGACGUGGACGUGAACGUGGAAGUAGACGUGGACGUGGACGUAGAAAUGGACGUGGACGUGGACGUGGACGUGGACCUGGACGUGGACUUGGACGUGGACGUGGACGUAGAAAUGGAUGUGGACUUGGACGUGGACGUGGACGUAGAAAUAGAUGUGGACGUGGACGUGGACUUGGACGUGGACGUGGACGUGGACGUGGACGUGGACGUGGACGUGGACGUGGACGUGGACAUGGACGUGGACUUGGACGUGGACUUGGACGUGGACGUGGACGUGGACGUGGACGUGGACGUAGAAAUGGACGUGGACGUGGACGUGGACGUGAACGUGAACGUGGACGUGGUCGUGGUCGUGGUCGUGGUCGUGGACGUGGACGUGGACGUGGUCAUGGACGUGGACAUGGACGUGGUCGUGGUCGUGGUCGUGGACGUGGACGUGGUCGUGUACGUGGACGUGGAGGACGUGGACGUGGAGGACGUGGACAUGGACGUGGAGGACGUGGACGAGGACGUGGAGGACGUGACGGACGUGGACGUGGACGUGGACGUGGACCUGGACGUGGACCUGGACGUGGAACUGGACGUGGACGUGGACGUGGACGUGGACGUGGACGUGGACCUGGACGUGGACCUGGACGUGGACCUGGACGUGGACCUGGACGUGGACGCGGACGUGGACGAGGACGUGGACGCGGACGUGGACGCGGACGGGGACGCAUACGUGGACGCGGACGCGGACGCGGACGUGGACGUGGACGCGGACGCGGACGCGGACGUGGACGCGGACGUGGACGUCGACUUGGACGUGGACGUGGACGUGGACGUGGACGUAGAAAUGGACGUGGACGUGGACAUGGACGUUGACUUGGACGUGGAAAUGGACGUGGACGUGGACGUGGACGUGGACGUGGACGUGGACAUGGACGUGGACCUGGACAUGGACGUGGACGUGGACCUGAACAUGGACGUGGACGUGGACGUGGACAUGGACGCGGACGUGGACGUGGACGUGGACGCGGACGCGGACGUGGACGUGGACGCAGACGCGGACGCGGACGUGGACGCGGACGUGGACGUCGACUUGGACGUGGACGUGGACGUGGACGUAGAAAUGGACUUGGACGUGGACGUGGACGUGGACAUGGACGUGGACGUGGACGUAGAAAUGGACGUGGACGUGGACGUGGACGUGGACGUGGACAUGGACGUGGAAGUGGACGUGGACGUGGACCUGAACGUGGACCUGGACGUAGACAUGGACGUGGACGUGGACGUUGACGUGGACGUGGACAUGGACGUGGACGUGGACGUGGACGUGGACGUGGACGUGGACGUGGACGUAGAAAUGGACGUGGACGUGGACGUGGACCUGGACGUGGACGUGGACGUGGACGUGGACGUGGACGUGGACGUGGACAUGGACGUGGACGUGGACCUGGACGUGGACGUGGACAUGGACGUGGACGUGGACGUGGACGUGGACGUAGAAAUGGACGUGGACGUGGACGUGGACGUAGAAAUGGACGUGGACGUGGACGUGGACGUGGACGUGAAGGUGGACGUGGACGUGGACGUAGAAGUGGACGUGGACGUAGAAAUGGACGUGGACGUAGAAAUGGACGUGGACGUGGACGUGGACGUGGACGUGGAGGUGGAAGUGGACGUGGACGUGGACGUGGAAGUGGACGUGGACGUGGACGGGGAGGUGGACGUGGACGUGGACGUGGAGGUGGACGUGGACAUGGACGUGGAUGUGGACGUGGAGGUGGACGUGGACGUGGACGUGGACGUGGACGUGGACCUGGACCUGGACGUGGACAUGGACGUGGACGUGGACGUGGACGUGGAAGUGGACGUUGACGUGGACCUGGACGUGGACGUGGACGUGGACGUGGAGGACGACAUGGACGUGGACGUGGACGUGGACGCGGACGCGGACGUGGACGCGGACGUGGACGUCGACUUGGACGUGGACGUGGACGUGGACGUAGAAAUGGACUUGGACGUGGACGUGGACGUGGACAUGGACGUGGACGUGGACGUAGAAAUGGACGUGGACGUGGACGUGGACGUGGACAUGGACGUGGAAGUGGACGUGGACGUGGACCUGAACGUGGACCUGGACGUAGACAUGGACGUGGACGUGGACGUUGACGUGGACGUGGACGUGGACAUGGACGUGGACGUGGACGUGGACGUGGACGUAGAAAUGGACGUGGACGUGGACGUGGACGUGGACCUGGACGUGGACGUGGACGUGGACGUGGACGUGGACAUGGACGUGGACGUAGACCUGGACGUGGACGUGGACAUGGACGUGGACGUGGACGUGGACGUGGACGUAGAAAUGGACGUGGACGUGGACGUGGACGUAGAAAUGGACGUGGACGUGGACGUGGACGUGGACGUGGACGUGGACGUGAAGGUGGACGUGGACGUGGACGUAGAAGUGGACGUGGACGUAGAAAUGGACGUGGACGUAGAAAUGGACGUGGACGUAGAAAUGGACGUGGACGUGGACGUGGACGUGGACGUGGACGUGGAGGUGGAAGUGGACGUGGACGUAGACGUGGAAGUGGACGUGGACGUGGACGGGGAGGUGGAGGUGGACGUGGACGUGGAGGUGGACGUGGACAUGGACGUGGACGUGGACGUGGAGGUGGACGUGGACGUGGACGUGGACCUGGACCUGGACGUGGACAUGGACGUGGACGUGGACGUGGACGUGGACGUGGAAGUGGACGUUGACGUGGACCUGGACGUGGACGUGGACGUGGAGGACGACAUGGACGUGGACGUGGACGUGGACAUGGACGUGAACAUGGACGUGGACAUGGACGUGGACGUGGACGUGGACGUGGACAUGGACGUGGAAGUGGACGUGGACGUAGAAAUGGACGUGGACGUGGACGUGGACGUGGACGUGGACGUGGACGUGGACAUGGACGUGGACGUGGACGUGGACGAGGACGUGGACGUGGACGUGGACGUGCACAUCGAAAUGGACGUAGACAUGGACGUGGACGUGGACGUGAACGUGGACGUGGACGUGGACGUGGACAUGGACGUGGACGUGGACGUGGACGUGAACGUGGACGUGGACGUGGACGUGGACGUAGACAUGGACGUGGACAUGGACGUGAACGUGGACGUGGACGUGGACGUGGACGUGGACGUGGACGUGAACGUGGACGUGGUCGUGGUCGUGGACGUGGACGUGGUCGUGGGCGUGGUCAUGGACGUGGACGUGGACAUGGACGUGGUCGUGGUCGUGGACGUGGACGUGGACGUGGUCGUGGACGUGGACGUGGACGUGGACGUGGAGGACGUGGACGUGGACGUGGAGGACGUGGACGUGGAGGACGUGGACGAGGACGUGGAGGACGUGGACGAGGACGUGGAGGACGUGGACGUGGACGUGGACGUGGACGUGGACCUAGACGUGGACGUGGAAGUGGACGUGGACCUGGACGUGGACCUGGACGUGGACCUGGACGUGGACGUGGACGUGGACGUGGACGUGGACGUGGACGUGGACGUGGACCUGGACGUGGACGUGGACGUGGACCUGGACGUGGACGUGGACGUGGACGUGGACGUGGACGUAGAAAUGGACGUGCUUGUGCACGUGCACGUGGACGUGGACGUGCACGUGGACGUGGACGUGGACGUGGACGUGAACGUGGACGUGGUCGUGGUCGUGGACGUGGACGUGGACGUGGACGUGGUCGUGGACGUUGACAUGGACGUGGUCGUGGACGUGGACUUGGACAUGGACGUGGUCGUGGUCGUGGUCAUGGACGUGGACAUGGACGUGGAGGACGUGGACGAGGACGUGGAGGACGUGGACGUGGACGUGGACGCGGAAGUGGAUGUGGACGUGGACGUGGACGUGGACCUGGACGUGGACCUGGACGUGGACGUGGACGUGGACGUGGACGUGGAAGUGGACGUGGACCUGGACGUGGACCUGGACGUCGACAUGGACGUGGACAUGGACGUGGACAUGGACGUGGACGUGGACGUGGACGCGGACGUGGACGUGGACGUGGACGCGGACGUGGACGUGGACGUGGACGUGGACGCGGACGUGGACGCGGACGUGGACGUGGACGUGGACGGGGACGUGGAGGUGGACGUGGACGUGGACGGGGACGUGGACGUGGACGUGGACGCGGACGUGGACGUGGACGUGGACGCGGACGUGGACGUGGACGUGGACGUGGACGCGGACGUGGACGUGGACGUGGACGUGGACGUGGACGUGGACGCGGACGUGGACGCGGACGUGGACGCGGACGUGGACGCGGACGUGGACGCGGACGCGGACGUGGACGCGGACGUGGACGUGGACGUGGACGUGGACGUGGACGUGGACGUGGACGUGGACGUGGACGUGGACGUGGACGUGGACGUGGACGUGGACGUGGACGUGGACGUGGACGCGGACGUGGACGUGGACGUGGACGUGGACGUGGACGUGGACGCGGACGCGGACGUGGACGCGGACGUGGACGUGGACGUGGACGCGGACGUGGACGCGGACGUGGACGUGGACCUGGACGUGGACGUGGACGUGGACGUGGACGUGGACGUGGACGCGGAUGUGGACGUGGACGUGGACGCGGACGUGGACGUGGACGUGGACCUGGACGUGGACCUGGACGUCGACCUGGACGUGGACAUGGACGUGGACAUGGACGUGGACGCGGACGUGGACGCGGACGUGGACGCGGACGUGGACGCGGACGUGGACGUGGACGUGGACGUGGACGCGGACGUGGACGUGGACGUGGACGCGGACGUGGACGUGGACGUGGACGUGGACGUGGACGUGGACGCGGACGUGGACGUGGACGUGGACGUGGACGUGGACGUGGACGUGGACGGACGUGGACGCGGACGUGGACGCGGACGUGGACGCGGACGCGGACGUGGACGUGGACGUGGACGUGGACGUGGACGUGGACGCGGACGUGGACGCGGACGUGGACGCGGACGCGGACGUGGACGCGGACGCGGACGUGGACGUGGACGCGGACGUGGAUGUGGACGUGGACGCGGACGUGGACGUGGACGUGGACGCGGACGUGGACGCGGACGUGGACGUGGACGUGGACGUGGACGUGGACGUGGACGUGGACGUGGACGCGGACGUGGACGCGGACGUGGACGUGGACGUGGACGUGGACGUGGACGCGGACGUGGACGUGGAUGUGGACGCGGACGUGGACGUGGACGUGGACGUGGACGUGGACGUGGACGUAGAAAUGGACGUGGACGUGGACGUAGAAAUGGACGUGGACGUGGACGUGGACGUGGACGUGGACGUCGAAGUGGACGUGGACGUGGACCUGGACGUGGACGUAGACGUUACGUGGACGUGGACGUGGACGUGGACGUGGACGUGGACGUGGAAGUGGACGUGGACGUGGACGUGGACGUGGACGUAGAAAUGGACGUGGACGUGGACGUGGACGUAGAAAUGGACGUGGACGUGGACGUGGACGUGGACGUGGACGUGGACGUGGACAGGGACGUGGACGUGGACAUGGACGUGGACUCGGACGUGGACAUGGACGUGGACGUGGACGUGGACGUGGACGUGAACGUGGAAGUAGACGUGGACGUGGACGUAGAAAUGGACGUGGACGUGGACGUGGACGUGGACCUGGACGUGGACUUGGACGUGGACGUGGACGUAGAAAUGGAUGUGGACUUGGACGUGGACGUGGACGUAGAAAUAGAUGUGGACGUGGACGUGGACUUGGACGUGGACGUGGACGUGGACGUGGACGUGGACGUGGAUGUGGACGUGGACGCAUGCUUGAUCCGGACGCAUGCUUGA